Molecule: messenger RNA, 1830 nt
Organism: Amphibalanus amphitrite
Lineage: Eukaryota; Metazoa; Arthropoda; Thecostraca; Balanomorpha; Balanidae
Product: DNA-directed RNA polymerase III subunit RPC5-like
Exons: 6
Biological process (GO): DNA-templated transcription
Cellular component (GO): nucleus; RNA polymerase III complex
Source: RefSeq, a predicted model, not a curated record
ACGUCUCUGGUGACGAGGACGAGCCGGACGCGCCCAGCCAGGAGCGUGUCACCGUCAAAUUCGCCCGUCCAGAGUCGGAUAAAGUCAAACAGGCGCGAGAAAAGUCCUACCACUACCUGAAGAAGCGGCAGGAUGAGCUGCCCUGGCUGCCGACCACCGUUCAUAAGCGCAACAGCGCUAGUAGUGAGUCCGAGUGGCAGAAGCUGCUCUGUACGCGCACCGAGGACCUCUCCCUCUCCGCCACGGUGGACCUCAACACCUACCGACACCGGCUGCUGCCGGAGCCGGAGCCGGAGGAUGCCACCUCCUCCGGGAGCCGGGACGAGCUCCGGAUGGCGCUCCGGGCUCUCCGGACGCUGCCGCUGGCCGACCAGAUCCGGGCGCUGAUGAUCAGAUUGAAGAUCAGCCAGUUUAGCUCUCUGCUACCCCUCCUGCCCCGCGCCACGCCGGCGGCAGACGUGGCGCGCGUGCUCCAGCAGACCGCACAGCUGGUGCGCGGUCUGUGGGUUGUCAGGAGCGAUGUGCUAUAUCCCAAAGGCAGCCAGGCGCCGCGCACCGGAGUGUCGGGGGAACUGCUGGCACGCGCACGGGACUGGAUGCUGUACCAGUUCACGCAGAAGUCGUUCCUGAGCCGCUCGGAGCUGGCAGAGGCCACCCGGCUGCCCAAUGAUGACGUCACAGAGCUGCUGCAGCAGGUGGCCGAGCUGGUGGCUGACCGCGGCUGGCGGCUGAGGCUCAAACCCGACCCGCAGCACGAGCGCAGCUACCCGGAGAUCGUUCAGCGUCAGCACAUGUUGUGGGAGGCCAAGCACCAGCAGCUGAUGAAGGCCUUCAAGGAGGGGGGAGCGGGCGGCAGUCCGUCCAAGAGCCGCCGACGUCGCCAGCGCUCCCACCGUGACUCUGUCAGCGCCUCGUCUGAUAACGAAUCCUCCGGGGAGGGAGGAUCGCGGGGCAAACACCGGCGCGCCUCCGGCUCCGCUACCGGGACGGUUAAGGUUAAGGUGGAGCCGCCAGAGAGCAAGAGCUAGCCGUGAGGAGUGGGGAUAGCGGAGAGAAACUGAGGGAGAUAAGACAGUGGAUACACUCGUUGUCGUUGUCAAGGACUCGUCGGUGGGAUGUUACAUGUGUAACGUUAGUUGCUGCCAGGGUCAACAUUCUUACAGAUUCUUACAGGCCAGGGUGACCUCACCUGGCGUGACGUGCCCAGGCUGUAACGUCACUUCCCGCUAAUGUGACGUCAUUCACUGCCUUGUAACGUCACUGUCCAUCGGUCCAACGUCACCCAUUCUUGGUGUGAUGUCCCUCCCUCAUUCGUCCGCUGGUGUGACGUCAUUCGUUACCGGUGUCUCCAAACGCACCUUCGUUACGGGAGCAGUGUUGGGUGGGAUACACCGAAGGAGGGCCAUCAUUUGAUAGCGAUGCUGCCUCGGCAAGGGACAGUAUGCGCCAGGAAGUGAUCCAGGGAGGUCGGCAGACUUACAAGUCGUGUUUGCUACGGCUGUUUGUCGUGACACAUUUAACCGGAACAGUGAUCAGAACCGUCGCUCAGGACGUCAACGGUGUGACGUUUUUGGAUGCAGCUUGUGUUCGAGAUGGGUGGUGUAACGGUGUUUGACUUUUGAGUGCAGGUUAUUGAGAUGCAGUGUUUGCCAAUGUUUCGGUCGGGUUACACCGUUAACCACGUGAUGAGGUUGGGAGUGACUGGAAACCAUGCUAAAUGAGCAGUUCGAAUUUCAAUAGCCAUUGUUCUCGGUAGCCAUUGUUAUGUUGUGGCUCAAGGCAUUUGAAAGUGUUUCAGAGAGCAAAUAUACGAAGUUGGAACCGUCUUGA